AGCUAUGAUGCUAACAUCUUGUUAGCCUUGUGUGCUGACAGUUUCGCAUCUAGUUGGAUGGAGGAGAAAACGCCUGCGUGUUAUUAAGGGAGGGGUUUCCAGAGACUGGGAGCACUUCCUGCAGUCUCCUCCCCGAUCAUCCUCCUCUGGCUGGAUUUGAAAAUGUAGCCAAGUGGAUCAUCUCUGCAGCACCUCACCGUUCUUGUCCUGGCAUAACCAGUGUCCUCUCACCUCCACCCUCUCCCACCUUAACUGUGGAGCACUUUGGCCCCUAACCAGGGCUGCUUAGUGCGUCAGUCAGUCCGUCCCUGGUGAAAGCCCCUGCUGUCCUCAGCCAUGCUGUUCUCCCUGAGGGAGCUGGUCCAGUGGCUGGGCUUCGCCACCUUUGAACUCUUCCUCCACCUGCUAGCUUUGCUGAUCUUCAGCAUGCUGGUUGCUCUGCGAGCUGACAUGUUCACCCCCACGCUGAGCUGGUGGCUGGUGUUCGUCCCGUUAUUUGCUGCCGAUGGCCUCAGUACCUACUUCACGGCCAUCGUGUCCAUCCGUCUGUACCAGGAGAAUGAGAAGCGUCUGGCGGUGCUGCGGCUCCUCUGGGUGCUCACGGUGCUCAGUCUGAAGCUGGUGUGCGAGGUGCUGCUGUGCCAGAAGCUGGCGGAGCAGGAGCAAGCCAGAGACCUGUGGUUUGGCCUCAUCGUGUCGCCGCUGUUUAUCCUGCUGCAGCUGUUGAUGAUACGAGCAUGCCGUGUCAACUGAGGAGAGGCAGUGUUAGAGGUUGUGCUUCAGUGACGACACAAGAACAGAGAGCAAUCUUCAUCUGCCAUAAGAGAUUUAAAACAUAACAAUGGUGUCAUUUUUCUUGUGGCUCUUUGCUACUUUUUUUAACAACUAAAAAACCCAAACAGUUUUUUCAAAGAGAUGUUCCCAGAUUCACACUAGAAUUUGUAUACAUUUGUGUGUCUAAUAGCUUCAAAGAGAUCAAAAAAUGUCAUUACUUGCUAAAGUUAUAAAUGCAGUAUUUCUCUUCCCAGAACAGUGGAAGCUCUUAUAGUGAUCACAUGCUUUUGGCCAUGCAGCGUGAACAUACCUAAAAGGGGACACCACCUAAAUUAAGAAUUCCAAUAUGUGUUUUCCAUGGAAAGUUCAGUCAAUUUGUAUGAACAUGAUUCCUCUCUUCCUCAAAGUCAGAAACCUGAAGUUAAUCUCAAACUUGUGAUGUCCUCCAAGUAUAAAAUCUGGAGCGACUCCGUUGACAAUGAAUGGGAGCCUGAUUUUUUUGGAUCCACAAUGUUUGUUUUCUUUUUUUAUAUGCAAAAUGAGCUUUAUUCUAAUAUAGUUUUAUUAGUUCAGAAACAGAAAAUGUACCCAUACACUCAGAACAUUGCCCUUUCUGAUUUCAGCGUCCAUAACUUCUGUUACUUUUUAUUGUCGAUGGAGCAGCUCCAGACUUUAUACGCUAUAACAUCACAAAUGUGAGUCUCAGAACUGUAGUUUAUGGAUUUGGAAGAGUUUUGCAUUUUUACUAACAUUUUUGGACAGUCUUGGACCAUACAAAUAAUGUGUAUACAUUUUUAAAACGUGUGAAGUUCCCCUUUAAUGGUACCUUUUGCUGUAGUAAACCUUAAGUUCAUUCUGAAGACUGAAUGGGAGUAAAUUCAAUGAAUAUCAAUGAAUUCAUUGUUUUUCCCAGUUGUUUUGAACCCCCUUUUCAGCCGGGUCAAUUAUAGCUGUAAGUUUUAUAUACUGAUGAUAUACAUAUAUACUUAUGGGUUAAAGAGUCAGAGCAGUAUGUGUGUAUUUGGGACAUGUUGUGCCUUUACAUUGUGCAAUCAGUGGUAGACAAUGAGCCAUGAGGAAAAUCUAUACCGGAGUUGUGUUUUAAUGUACUUGUACACAUGAAAAUUUUAUAAACAGGUGAAACUGAAUGGCUGUAAUGUCCCAUGCAAAUGUCACUGGUAACAGAGUUCUAGAAGUUGCUGCAGCUUUGUUGCUUUCUCCUCCAAAAGAAGACAUUGCUCGCCAUCAAAAUUUGAUUUAUUGUCAUGUGUCUCACUUUGUUGCCUGUUGCAGGGAGAGUUGCUCACACAGUCCCCUUCCCCCCGAAGAACUGAAUGUGAUUUCCGCGAGCAGUCAGUUGUGUGCACAUGUCUUCCCUGAAUAUUGCUGUUUAUUUGUACAGUAUGUAACAUAUUUGAUCUGAGUUUACCUUGUGUAUGUGCUGCAUGUAUUUAAGGCCUCAUUUUAAGGUAAUUCCGGAUGUGAAAUUCUGUGUAAUAUGUAUAUGUUGAUUUUUUUUUUUUUUUUUUUUUUGGAAAGAAAUUCACCAAAUCUUAUUUAUGUUCUUGUAUGGCACUGUUAUUGUCAUCUGUAUAUACAUGUAAAUAAAUUAUCAACAUUUAUCCAGUGUCUAAUGAAUAUUUAAACGUGGUAGUCGGUCUAAGUCUGUUACUGGACCACAAGAUGGCACUACUGGCGUUUUAUAUAGUGUGUACACCAUAAUGUAAAGGACCAUACUGAUAUUUAUGUUUGCACGUUUUUGUUUUUUUUUGUUGUUGUUUUUUUUAAUUUAUUUAUUUUAAUAUGUGUUAAUGCUUACUCUGGUGUUGUACAGUAAAUUCAGCACAGGGUGAAAAUCAGUUUGCAGACUUCAAUAAAAUGCAUCACAGUGCAUAGGCCUAUCCUAUGUUUUUCUGUGGGUUUUGCUCAGGAUAAGCAUUAUUUUUGCAUGUAGACAUGUUAAGUGAUUGAUUAAAUUGUAAAUCUGUAGAAUUUCAUGUCUUGUCCAUGCAAUAUUUCAGA
Molecule: messenger RNA, 2796 nt
Organism: Plectropomus leopardus (leopard coralgrouper)
Lineage: Eukaryota; Metazoa; Chordata; Actinopteri; Perciformes; Serranidae
Gene: tmem203
Product: transmembrane protein 203
Biological process (GO): intracellular calcium ion homeostasis
Cellular component (GO): endoplasmic reticulum
Source: RefSeq, a predicted model, not a curated record